CUUGGCUUGCGACUCAGUUGUGCGUUGCUGUAAAGUCCUUCUGGAAGGCAUGCCUCUGCCUCUAACAAGCCCGGCUCUCUGAGCUCUGAAGAGAGACCCCAGUGAGAGAAGCCAGCCCCCUCCUCCCCCUUUUUAACAGCACGCAGCCAGUCUCUUGUGUGAGCCCUGGCAAAGAUCAGUUCAGUCUCCCUGGCUAUGGCUCCUGCUCAGGCCCAAAUCAUCCAUGCUGGGCAGGCGUGCGUGGUGAAGGAGGACAACAUCAGCGAGCGUGUUUACACGAUUCGGGAGGGGGACACGUUAGUCCUGCAGUGUCUGGUCACAGGACAUCCCCGGCCACAGGUGAGAUGGACCAAAACUGCUGGCAGCGCAUCGGACAAAUUCCAAGAGACAUCAGUGCUUAACGAGACCCUGCGGAUUGAGAAGAUCCAAAGACUGCAGGGGGGCCGCUAUUACUGUAAAGCAGAAAAUGGGGUUGGGGUUCCAGCCAUCAAGUCCAUUCGAGUAGAUGUGCAGUAUCUAGAUGAGCCUGUUCUCACCGUUCACCAGACCAUCAGCGAUGUACGUGGCAGCUUCUACCAGGAGAAGACCGUCUUCCUCCGUUGCACCGUCAACUCCAACCCGCCAGCUCGCUUCAUAUGGAAACGGGGAGCUGAGACGCUGUCCCACAGUCAGGACAAUGGCGUGGACAUCUAUGAACCCCUCUACACACAGGGUGAAACCAAAGUCCUAAAGCUGAAGAACCUGCGGCCCCAGGACUACGCCAGCUACACGUGCCAGGUGUCCGUCCGCAACGUCUGCAGCAUCCCCGACAAGUCCAUCACCUUCCAGCUCACAAACACCACAGCCCCACCUGCUCUGAAACUGUCGGUCAAUGAGACGUUGGUGGUCAACCCCGGUGACAACAUCACUAUGCAGUGCUCUCUGACAGGCGGCGACCCACAGCCAGAGGUGGUUUGGUCUCACUCUCCCGGCCCGAUGCCUCCCAACAGCCUCGUGCAAGGAGGCAACCUCACCAUCUGGAGGAUCCGUGUGGAGGACUCCGGCUACUACAACUGCACAGCCAUCAACAACGUGGGGAACCCAGCCAAGAAGACAGUGAACCUGCUGGUGCGGUCCAUGAAGAAUGCCACGUUCCAAAUCACCCCUGAUGUGAUCAAAGAGAGUGAGACCAUCCAGUUAGGGCAGGACUUGAAACUCUCAUGCCACGUGGAUGCUGUCCCCCAGGAGAAGGUUGUCUACUCCUGGUACAAGAAUGGGAAGCCAGCCAGGUUCUCAGACCGGUUGCUCAUCACCAGGAAUGACCCCGAGCUCCCACCUGUGACCUGCAGCUUGGAGAUAAUCGACCUGAGGUUCAGCGACUACGGCACCUACCUGUGUGUGGCCACCUUCCAGGGAGCACCCAUUCCUGACCUCAGCGUGGAGGUGAACAUCUCCUCAGAGACAGUGCCACCAACCAUCAGUGUCCCCAAGGGUCAGUCCACCAUCACCGUCCGGGAGGGCUCCAGGGCUGAGCUGCAGUGCGAGGUGCGAGGGAAGCCCAAGCCACCCAUCAUCUGGUCCCGGGUAGAUAAGGAAACCCCCAUGCCUUCAGGGACAAUGACGACGGAGACAUACGAUGGGAAGCUGCGCCUGGAGAGUGUGAGCCGAGAGAUGAGCGGGACCUAUAAGUGUCAGACAGCCAGGUACAACGGCUUUAACAUCAGACCCCGGGAAGCCCUGGUGCAGCUCAACGUGCAGUUCCCGCCGGUGGUGGAGCCAGCCUUCCAGGACGUGCGCCAGGGCGUGGGGCGCAGCGUCACCCUGCGCUGCACCAUGCUGAAGGGCAGCCCCAUGAAGGUGGCCACCUCCGUCUGGCGCUUCAACGGGACCCUCCUGGCGCAGCCCCCGGCGGAGCAGCAGGACUACUCGGAGCUGAAGGUGGACAGCGUGAGCCGGGAGACCAGCGGGAACUACGAGUGCAGCAUUUCCAAUGACGUGGGGGUCUCCGCCUGCCUCUUCCAGGUGUCUGCAAAAGCUUACAGCCCAGAGUUUUACUAUGAUACUCCCAACCCCACCUUGAGCCAGAAGCAAUCCAAGAAUUACUCUUACAUCUUGCAGUGGACACAGAAGGAGCCUGAUGCUGUGGAUCCCAUCCUCAAGUAUCGCCUGGAAGUCAGGCAGCUGGCUCAGAGAAGCACCAUCCAAACCUUCAUUCCUGUGCAGAAGAUGGAGAAGGGCCUGCUGCUGGAGCACAUCUUGCCCAACCUGAAAGUGCCUCAGAGCUAUGAAGUUCGCCUGACGCCCAUAACCAGCUUUGGGGCUGGGGACAUGGCUGCCCGCAUCAUCCGGUACAUGGAACCAAUCAGCUAUCCCAACCCAACAGAUAACACCUGCCGCUUCGAGGACGAGAAGAUCUGUGGCUUCGUGCAGGACAAGAUGGACAACUUCGACUGGACGCGGCAGAACGCCCUGACCCAGAACCCCAAGCGCACCGUCAACACGGGGCCCCCCACGGACAUCAGCGGUACGCCGGAGGGUUAUUACAUGUUCAUCGAGGCAUCUCGGCCCCGGGUGACGGGAGACAAAGCCCGGCUGAUCAGCCCCCUCUACAACAUUACGGCCAAGUACUACUGUGUCUCCUUCUACUACCACAUGUACGGCAAGCACAUCGGCUCCUUGAAUCUGCUGGUUCGUGUGCGGAACAAGCGGGCCAUCGACACCCAGGUGUGGUCACUCAGCGGGAACAGGGGGAACAUGUGGCAGCAAGCACACGUGCCCAUCAACCCACCAGGACCCUUCCAGAUCAUCUUUGAAGGUGUCCGGGGCACAAGCUACGAGGGGGACAUUGCCAUCGAUGAUGUCACUCUGAAAAAGGGGGACUGUCCGAGGAAGCCAAUUGGACCAAACAAGGCGGUUGCUCUUCCAGGAAAUGGUGUCCCAGCCCUGCACAGCCCUUGUCUUUGUGGCCCAUUGACUUUCUUCCUUUACGUGCUGCUCAGAUGAUGGCAAGCGAGCGCUCCUGUCUUCGGACCGAGACAUUCCUGCUCCUUUCCUACUCAGCCACCUCUGCUCCUCUUCCUCCCCUCCUCACUGGCACACCAAAGUGUCCAUACGUUACCAAAGACUGACAGGCAUGACCACGCAAAGGGAUCUGGCUCAGAACUGGAGCACUCCUUGAGAAAGUCGUAAUGUCUAAAACAAAAUUAAAAAAAUAAAGACAAGGUCUUUUUAAAAGCACGUGCACAAGAGAGUGAGAGAAAGAGAGGAAGGAAGGAAAGAAACAGAAAAACAGGAAAGAAGGAACGAAAGACAAAAAAUAGGAAUGAAGAAUUGUGAAGAGCAACUAAAGGAGGAAAAAAAACACCCCCAUGGUUCCUCGGGAAUGUCGGACAGGGCUUCCUCAGGGAAGUGGGAACUUGUUUUAAACAAACAAACAUACAAACAAACAAAAAAUAUAUUAAAGCACAAAUUUCUACCAGAACAGUUACCUUCUUUACUGCAGAGCCCACGGCUUCGUGGAUGACACACCGCAGUGCUCCCCUCGGCGCCCCGUGCUCCCCUGCUGGCUGGGGCUGCCCUGCAGCACCGCAGCGGCAGCCCCACGUGCCGGUGGCCGGAGCACCUUGCCUCGUCCGCAUGUGCUUCAGUGUCUCCAUCCACCCUCAUCCUCCAGGCUCCCAUGUAUUUAAUUGCCCCCCCCUACACCCAGUGUGGUUUGCUUUGGCUCGCGCUGCUGUCCUGUCCCCACCUCUCUGUGCUUCUCGCCCGGCGGCCUGAAGAAGACGGAGCAGGAAUGGACCCAUCCCAUGGACCAUGCUCAGGGGUGGGGGAGGCCCGGCUGGAGCCGGCCGUGGUGCUGGCCUCAGCCUCGUUCCCUUUCUCAGCACCUCCGGCUGGGUGGAGAAGCUGUGAGAGCAGGUCUGAGCUGCAGACAGAAAGGUCUCUCAGCGGGGCUGAGGGAUGCGCUGGGGUGGGGUGGGAUGGGAAAGGGGAAGGUGUUGCACAUUGGCUUCCCCAGACUUAAUUUGGGAUACGAGCCGCCUCAGCCCUAAGCCCAGGAUUGCUUCUCUGUCUGUCUCAUUAGUUAUUUAUUCUAGUCUUUAAUUCCUUUGCCUAACUCCCCAACACCUGAGCAUUUUGGGUUAUGGGAAGGGUCAGGCAUCUCAACCUCCUCCUGCCAAGCAGCAGGCCCCGUGCCCACGAGGCAGCCCCUGGUCAGAAAACUGCUGAGGCCUUAUCUGCAGAGAUUGUGAAAUGUGGCAACAGCACCGCUGCUCAGGGGAGAGGUGGCUAGGUUUUGUCAGCACGUGCAGUCUUAGGGCUACUCUGCUCCCACUGGCAACGAAAUAGGUUGAGGAGCUGCAGGGUGGGACAGGCAGGAAAGUGCCCCAAGGAAGGAUGGAGGCAGGAAGCUGGACUAGAAAAAGGGACUCGUGCUGAGCUCUGCUGCUGUUUGUCCCUGAGACACAUGGGAACAAACAGGGAGUGGGGGCUUCGUCUUCUUUCUGCUGGCAUCAGGAAGGGGUAAAGCUGGUGUCUCUGCAGCAGACCUGGCCUGCUCAGGGUGGAGGCACAUGCUGCUUCAGGUGAAGCCCCAGGAGAAGGGACUGCCCAGCACUGUGAGAGCCUUGCUGCUACUGGAAGCAGCUCUGGGCAUGAUUUGGCUCCCUGCACGGGACAGAGUUGGCCCCAUAGUGCUGUGGACUGGGGCUUACCAGCCUGCUAUAUAAACAGGAUUUCUCCCCCUAAGGGGCACCCCACCUGAACUCCACACCCGGGGCACCACAGAUGUACAAUGAACUCCCUCACCACCCCCCGUACCCAUGGCUCUCUCCCCAUUUCUAAUGACCACAUCAGCUUCCCUGAGACAGCUGUGUUUGUCCAAAACCACCUGAAUGUACUGGCUGCCUCCUGCGCUGCUCAGCUUCUGGAAACGGCUGGUGCCUCCUUUUCUCCACAGAUGGAGGGGAAAAGCUUCUGUUUCACUCCCAAGAAAUGCAGUCUGAAGUCCUCAAACCCAGCUGUCUUUGCUCCUGGGCAGGAGUUCCUCUGCACUAACACCUCCCAUCCAGCUUUGGAGAGAGAAAAGGGCAUCAGCUCUGGGGGACGAGGGGAACGCCUUCACAGGGGGCCUUGCAAGACAGGUGAAAGGGAUGAGAGGGCCUUGAUCCUGUUGCUCUUCUCCACUUCCAGGAAUGAUCCCUAUCAUCUGCUCUGUCUCCGUUCCUCCCUCCAGAGCCCAGACCUUGAUCACACUGAAUAUCUGACCAGGAGAUCUGUGGCAGUCUCCCAGGGCCAGGCAGCGCUGUGGGAUGUUGUGUGUGCCUAGAGCAACUCAGCUUCUUGCUGUCUGUUGCCGUUUUCACAGGCAAUCGGUGCCCUUGUCAUCUCUUAGCUGAGCUCUUUCCGUCCAUUGCUCUGCUCUUCCUGUCCUCAGUGUUUGCUGGAGGCCAGAAUUCACCACUCUGCCCCUGGCAAGAGCUCAGGGCAACCACCUCACCUCCCAGGCCUUGAGGCAGAGCCCCUCAUGGCCUUGCUCCAGCACUGGUGGAACAUACCUGCGAGGAAGGGUGUAAAUGCCUCACAAGCUGACCCGUGGCCAUGGGUCCAGGGCAGAUCCAGCAGCUCGCCCCAGCCAGAGGUGAAGCCUUCUCCUGCUGCCAGGAGCAGGCGUGCCUCUUGCCAGCACAGCAGCUUCAGAAACAGUCUCAGGGAGCCCCUUCCCACUUAGAGCUCUUCUCCUUUACCUCUGGCUUGAAAGCAGCUGCUGGCGAGUUUGGGGGAAAGUCAUUAACCCAAGUGCCUCGGCUUGUCAGAAGUACCGAGGAAGAAAGGAAGGACCUCAUUUCCCUGGCAGGUGUGCAGAGAGAGCGUAGUAGAGGAAAGAGGCACUUCAGCAGCAAGGAUGAGAAGCUGUGCAGCGAUGGAGGGGGUCUGUUUGUGCGUGUGUGUGUGUGCUGUGGUGGAGGGGAAGGCUCCAUCCCUGCUCUCCAAGGGCAGUGGUAUUUGGGGUUUGCUACCCCAGCCCCACGCUUGAGGGGGCAAUUCCUCUCGAGGAGGUAAUGCACCCCAGGUGAGACAUAAAGCCAUGCCCCUUACCCCUCACAAUUAAAGACCCCCUCACAAUAUUCGCAGUGUUCUGGCUAAAUAACUGUCCUUAAACUUAAUUACAGACUGUCUUCUUAAAUAUCUGUUGCAGUCCCAACUGGGUACAUUAUGUUUCUCUCCCUGAUGUUUUAUGUUGCUGUGUGCCUAUCGAGUAGCUGCUUUAUUCCGCUCCAGAAGUGGCUGCAUUUCAGUGAUGGUGGAGAUUAUUCCUGUACAUAGAAUGAAAGUCCCUGCAGAAGAAAAGUGCAAUAUAAAUUUAAGAGACUGCUUUUAUUUACAAGGAGACCUCUGCUUGGUAGUUGUAGAAAUACAUUAGGAAGAAUGCUGUGUGGGUGUUAGCCGAUAUAUACUCCAUUUCUUUUUUUUUUUUCUUUUUUUUUUUUCUUUUUUUUCCAGAGUAUAAAACAGAAAAUAUGUGAGUGUGCAGGCUCCUGGGUAUAAGCUGUAGAUAUUAGAAGUAGUGACUGCUACUGUGUAGUUACAAGCGGGGCUUACAAAGAAACUUUCAUUUGAAACCUCUUUUUGUAGUUGUUCAUUGUAUUCUGAAAAGAAAAAAAAAUACAGUUUUUGUAUUAUAA
Molecule: messenger RNA, 6665 nt
Organism: Anas platyrhynchos (mallard)
Lineage: Eukaryota; Metazoa; Chordata; Aves; Anseriformes; Anatidae
Gene: MDGA1
Product: MAM domain containing glycosylphosphatidylinositol anchor 1
Biological process (GO): synapse organization; homophilic cell-cell adhesion
Cellular component (GO): axon; plasma membrane; neuronal cell body
Molecular function (GO): axon guidance receptor activity; protein binding
Source: RefSeq, a predicted model, not a curated record